CCAUAAGAAACCGAACCACCUGUCCACGACCUCGAAAGUAAAUCGCAAGCUAGGGUUCCGGCGCGCCUCCUCCCGGACGCGAGGGCUGGCCAUGGAGGGAGCCACCGCCGCCGCCCGCAAGAGAUCCCGGCCGGAGACGGCCAACGGGGGCGCCGCUGGCGGGAAGCGCUCGAAAGACACGGAGUCAUUUCAAACUGGUCUAUCAAGCAAAUCAAAGCCUUGCACCAAGUUUUUCAGUACCAUUGGGUGCCCUUUUGGCGAGGGAUGUCAUUUUCUGCACUUCGUCCCUGGUGGAUACCUGGCAGUUGCAAAAAUGCUCAACCUAGGCAGCCCUGUUGUAUCUGCACCAGCAAGAGCUCCUGUGGAUCACGGCGCUGUUGCCAAUUCUCAUCCAGUUUCGACGGGCAAGACACGCAUGUGCACCAAGUACAAUACCGUAGAAGGCUGCAAAUUUGGUGAUAAGUGCCAUUUCGCCCAUGGCGAGAGAGAACUUGGCAAGCCAGCUUACAUGUCUCAUGAAGGCCCUCCUAUGGGUGGUCGAUUUGGAGGCCGACCUGAACCACCUCCACCGGCUGCCAUGGGCCCUCCAGCUGGAAGCUUUGGCGCCUCAGCCACUGCCAAGAUUAGCGUUGAUGCCUCUCUUGCCGGUGGCAUAAUUGGGAAGGGUGGGGUCAACACAAAACAGAUUUGCCGAGUUACUGGUGUUAAGCUCUCGAUUCGUGACCACGAGUCGGAUCCGAACCUGAAGAACAUCGAGCUGGAAGGCAAUUUUGACCAGAUAAAGCAAGCCAGCAACAUGGUGGGAGAUCUCAUCGCGACCAUCAGUGCCAGCAUGCCCGUGAAAAAUCCUUCUGGUGCAGUGGCACCAGCAGGCCGAGGUGGUGGCGGCCCUGGGGGCAGGAGCAACUACAAGACUAAGCUAUGCGAGAACUUCGUGAAGGGUACCUGCACCUUUGGUGAGCGGUGCCACUUUGCCCAUGGGGAGAGCGAGCAGCGGAGAGGUGCCGCUUGAGAGUUGAGCAACUCUAGGGCUCUAGGCUGUACUUAUAUGCAUCUUUGGCGACCUGCUUCAACUCUGCAUUAGCUACUGUGACUAUUCUCUUUGCAGCUCUAGGUGGUUAGACUGUUGCAUUACGAUUCUAAUGGAUUGUGUUUUAUAUUCAGUUUUUGAGGGGUAAGAAAUCGUUUCUCUGUCA
Messenger RNA from Phragmites australis (common reed), 1196 nucleotides. RefSeq names its product zinc finger CCCH domain-containing protein 31. The record is from RefSeq and is a predicted model, not a curated record. NCBI's taxonomy places the organism in Eukaryota, Viridiplantae, Streptophyta, Magnoliopsida, Poales, Poaceae. The transcript is spliced from 3 exons. The coding region runs from base 92 to 1012 and encodes 306 amino acids. Gene Ontology annotation, molecular function: metal ion binding; mRNA binding.